AAUGAAAGAUUCGGCCUACAUGAUAUAAUGGAAGAUUUUAAGAAACGCACACAGGCCAAAGAAAAAGAAUGUGAACAUCUCAUCAAACAGAAACUGGGCCUGUACAAUGAAAAUGAGGCUCUAAAGGCAGAGGUACAGGCCCACAAAAUGUAUAGGGAAAAGAUGCCCAUGCUCCAUAACCAAAGGAGUGACAAGCUGAUGAUCAUGUCCAAGGACAGAGAAAUGGACAACAUGCAGCAGGACACAGAGAGUCUGAUAAGUAAGGUUCAGGAGGCAACUAACAGCUUGAGGGAUGCUCAGCGCACCACUGUUGAUUUGCAACAUGCAAACAUUCAUCUGCAACUUAGCUUUGACCUCCUCAGACAUAAUUGCAAACUUCAGCAAGAAAUGGGCCAACUGAAAAUGAACAUCAAGUACACAAAGAACAAGGAAAAACAGAAACUUCAAUAUGAAAAUGACUUUUUCUAUAAACAAAAAGUGCGCCUAUAUGAUGUAAUUGAAGCGUUUAAGAAACUCACACAGGCCAAAGAAAAGGAAUGUGAACAACUCACCAAAGAGAAACUGGACCUGUACAAUGAUAUUGAUGCUCUAAAGGCAGAGAUGCAGGCCCACAAAAGGUACAAGAAACAAAUGGACCAACUGAAAAAGAACAUGAAGCGCUCAGGGAACAAGGAAAAACGGGAACUUCAACAUGAAAAUGACUUUUUCCAUAAAGACAGAGUGGGUCUAUAUGAUAGAGUUGAAGAUCUUAAGAAACUCGCACAGGCCAAAGAAAAGGAAUGUGAACAUCUCUUCAAUAAGAAACUGGGCCUGUGCAAUGAAAAUGAGGCUCUAAAGGCAGAGGUACAGGCCCACAAAACGUAUAGGGAAAAGAUGCCCAUGCUCCAUAACCAAAGGAGUGACAAGCUGAUGAUCAUGUCCAAGGACAGAGAAAUGGACAACAUGCAGCAGGACACAGAGAGUCUGAUAAGUAAGGUUCAGGAGGCAACUAACAGCUUGAGGGAUGCUCAGCGCACCACUGUUGAUUUGCAACAUGCAAACAUUCAUCUGCAACUUAGCUUUGACCUCCUCAGACAUAAUUGCAAACUUCAGCAAGAAAUGGGCCAACUGAAAAUGAACAUCAAGUACACAAAGAACAAGGAAAAACAGAAACUUCAAUAUGAAAAUGACUUUUUCUAUAAACAAAAAGUGCGCCUAUAUGAUGUAAUUGAAGCGUUUAAGAAACUCACACAGGCCAAAGAAAAGGAAUGUGAACAACUCACCAAAGAGAAACUGGACCUGUACAAUGAUAUUGAUGCUCUAAAGGCAGAGAUGCAGGCCCACAAAAGGUACAAGAAACAAAUGGACCAACUGAAAAAGAACAUGAAGCGCUCAGGGAACAAGGAAAAACGGGAACUUCAACAUGAAAAUGACUUUUUCCAUAAAGACAGAGUGGGUCUAUAUGAUAGAGUUGAAGAUCUUAAGAAACUCGCACAGGCCAAAGAAAAGGAAUGUGAACAUCUCUUCAAAGAGAAACUGGGCCUGUACAAUGAAAAUGAGGCUCUAAAGGCAGAGGUACAGGCCCACAAAAUGUAUAGGGAAAAGAUGCCCAUGCUCCAUAACCAAAGGAGUGACAAGCUGAUGAUCAUGUCCAAGGACAGAGAAAUGGACAACAUGCAGCAGGACACAGAGAGUCUGAUAAGUAAGGUUCAGGAGGCAACUAACAGCUUGAGGGAUGCUCAGCGCACCACUGUUGAUUUGCAACAUGCAAACAUUCAUCUGCAACUUAGCUUUGACCUCCUCAGACAUAAUUGCAAACUUCAGCAAGAAAUGGGCCAACUGAAAAUGAACAUCAAGUACACAAAGAACAAGGAAAAACAGAAACUUCAAUAUGAAAAUGACUUUUUCUAUAAACAAAAAGUGCGCCUAUAUGAUGUAAUUGAAGCGUUUAAGAAACUCACACAGGCCAAAGAAAAGGAAUGUGAACAACUCACCAAAGAGAAACUGGACCUGUACAAUGAUAUUGAUGCUCUAAAGGCAGAGAUGCAGGCCCACAAAAGGUACAAGAAACAAAUGGACCAACUGAAAAAGAACAUGAAGCGCUCAGGGAACAAGGAAAAACGGGAACUUCAACAUGAAAAUGACUUUUUCCAUAAAGACAGAGUGGGUCUAUAUGAUAGAGUUGAAGAUCUUAAGAAACUCGCACAGGCCAAAGAAAAGGAAUGUGAACAUCUCUUCAAUAAGAAACUGGGCCUGUGCAAUGAAAAUGAGGCUCUAAAGGCAGAGGUACAGGCCCACAAAACGUAUAGGGAAAAGAUGCCCAUGCUCCAUAACCAAAGGAGUGACAAGCUGAUGAUCAUGUCCAAGGACAGAGAAAUGGACAACAUGCAGCAGGACACAGAGAGUCUGAUAAGUAAGGUUCAGGAGGCAACUAACAGCUUGAGGGAUGCUCAGCGCACCACUGUUGAUUUGCAACAUGCAAACAUUCAUCUGCAACUUAGCUUUGACCUCCUCAGACAUAAUUGCAAACUUCAGCAAGAAAUGGGCCAACUGAAAAUGAACAUCAAGUACACAAAGAACAAGGAAAAACAGAAACUUCAAUAUGAAAAUGACUUUUUCUAUAAACAAAAAGUGCGCCUAUAUGAUGUAAUUGAAGCGUUUAAGAAACUCACACAGGCCAAAGAAAAGGAAUGUGAACAACUCACCAAAGAGAAACUGGACCUGUACAAUGAUAUUGAUGCUCUAAAGGCAGAGAUGCAGGCCCACAAAAGGUACAAGAAACAAAUGGACCAACUGAAAAAGAACAUGAAGCGCUCAGGGAACAAGGAAAAACGGGAACUUCAACAUGAAAAUGACUUUUUCCAUAAAGACAGAGUGGGUCUAUAUGAUAGAGUUGAAGAUCUUAAGAAACUCGCACAGGCCAAAGAAAAGGAAUGUGAACAUCUCUUCAAAGAGAAACUGGGCCUGUACAAUGAAAAUGAGGCUCUAAAGGCAGAGGUACAGGCCCACAAAAUGUAUAGGGAAAAGAUGCCCAUGCUCCAUAACCAAAGGAGUGACAAGCUGAUGAUCAUGUCCAAGGACAGAGAAAUGGACAACAUGCAGCAGGACACAGAGAGUCUGAUAAGUAAGGUUCAGGAGGCAACUAACAGCUUGAGGGAUGCUCAGCGCACCACUGUUGAUUUGCAACAUGCAAACAUUCAUCUGCAACUUAGCUUUGACCUCCUCAGACAUAAUUGCAAACUUCAGCAAGAAAUGGGCCAACUGAAAAUGAACAUCAAGUACACAAAGAACAAGGAAAAACAGAAACUUCAAUAUGAAAAUGACUUUUUCUAUAAACAAAAAGUGCGCCUAUAUGAUGUAAUUGAAGCGUUUAAGAAACUCACACAGGCCAAAGAAAAGGAAUGUGAACAACUCACCAAAGAGAAACUGGACCUGUACAAUGAUAUUGAUGCUCUAAAGGCAGAGAUGCAGGCCCACAAAAGGUACAAGAAACAAAUGGACCAACUGAAAAAGAACAUGAAGCGCUCAGGGAACAAGGAAAAACGGGAACUUCAACAUGAAAAUGACUUUUUCCAUAAAGACAGAGUGGGUCUAUAUGAUAGAGUUGAAGAUCUUAAGAAACUCGCACAGGCCAAAGAAAAGGAAUGUGAACAUCUCUUCAAUAAGAAACUGGGCCUGUGCAAUGAAAAUGAGGCUCUAAAGGCAGAGGUACAGGCCCACAAAACGUAUAGGGAAAAGAUGCCCAUGCUCCAUAACCAAAGGAGUGACAAGCUGAUGAUCAUGUCCAAGGACAGAGAAAUGGACAACAUGCAGCAGGACACAGAGAGUCUGAUAAGUAAGGUUCAGGAGGCAACUAACAGCUUGAGGGAUGCUCAGCGCACCACUGUUGAUUUGCAACAUGCAAACAUUCAUCUGCAACUUAGCUUUGACCUCCUCAGACAUAAUUGCAAACUUCAGCAAGAAAUGGGCCAACUGAAAAUGAACAUCAAGUACACAAAGAACAAGGAAAAACAGAAACUUCAAUAUGAAAAUGACUUUUUCUAUAAACAAAAAGUGCGCCUAUAUGAUGUAAUUGAAGCGUUUAAGAAACUCACACAGGCCAAAGAAAAGGAAUGUGAACAACUCACCAAAGAGAAACUGGACCUGUACAAUGAUAUUGAUGCUCUAAAGGCAGAGAUGCAGGCCCACAAAAGGUACAAGAAACAAAUGGACCAACUGAAAAAGAACAUGAAGCGCUCAGGGAACAAGGAAAAACGGGAACUUCAACAUGAAAAUGACUUUUUCCAUAAAGACAGAGUGGGUCUAUAUGAUAGAGUUGAAGAUCUUAAGAAACUCGCACAGGCCAAAGAAAAGGAAUGUGAACAUCUCUUCAAAGAGAAACUGGGCCUGUACAAUGAAAAUGAGGCUCUAAAGGCAGAGAUACAGGCCCACAAAAAAUACAGGAAAGAGAUGGAGAAACUGAAAAAGAACAUGAAGCGCUCAGGGAACAAGGAAAAACGGGAAUUUCAACACGACAAUGACUUUUUGCAUAAAGACCGAGUAGAGCUAUAUGAUAGAGCUGAAGAUCUUAAGAAACUCGCACAGGUCAAAGAAAAAAAAUGUGAACAUCUCAUCAAAGAGAAACUGGCCCAGUACAAUGAAAAGUGA
Monopterus albus (swamp eel) is the source of this 4626-nucleotide messenger RNA. Its product is annotated as paramyosin-like. The transcript is spliced from 5 exons. NCBI's taxonomy places the organism in Eukaryota, Metazoa, Chordata, Actinopteri, Synbranchiformes, Synbranchidae. The coding region runs from base 28 to 4626 and encodes 1532 amino acids. The record is from RefSeq and is a predicted model, not a curated record.